ACUUGUAGGUUAGGCCUACCAGUACACUUAUGAAAAUACAAAUCACCGUAUUUAAGAUAUAAAAUAACAAGUAUGUUUACUAAUUCUACUACUAAUCUAUAUUAACAGAAAGUUGAAGUUAAAAAAAUGCAGUUUUAGGAGCGUUGAGCGGAAGAUCAGAUACUAAUAGCUCACAAUAUGGCGGAAAAUGGCCUAGGCGCUAAGCGUGGCUUAAGAGUGAGUAAAAAAAGGAAGAAAACGUUCAGUAUAGGAAAAAAUUUAAAUAUAAGGUUCACUACAGCACACUUGUUAAAAAAGAGAACCACCUAAUUUUUACUACUAACCGAAUGAAACUGCUCUAUUAAGGAGCUCUCAGAUUCGCACACGGCCACUCAACGCGUCCUUCACAGAAGAGUUGUGGGUUCAAAAUCAUGCUAAUAAUAAAAAAGAACUGUACUAAUGGAACUUCAUAUACACAGGUUUGCUAUUCUAAAUGGAGGGCGAUUGCCAUAUCUUUGGUUGACUACAGUGCUGCAUGGUAUUGUAGUGGAGAUUGUUACCUACAACCUAGAUGACAUUGAUAAUUUCUGGCACUCACAAACUCCAGUUAUCUUCCUGGGACGUCGCUUGCCACUGCACAUUAUUGCACUGUAUCCUGUCUUCAUCUAUCAUGCAUCUGUUGCUGUAUCAAAACUGAAGCUACCAACAUGGGCUGAACCAUUUGCAGUUGGCCUGACAGUGGUGCUGUUAGACAUUCCUUAUGACAUUGUGUCAGUGAAAUUCUUGCACUGGACAUGGCAUGACACAGAUCCAAACAUUGGUGACCGUCAUUACUGGGUGCCCUGGAACUCAUACUACUUUCAUUCAUGUUUUGCUGCGAGCCUCACCUUUUGGUUCCAUGGAUGGAGGAGAUGGCUGUGUUCAGAUAAGCUAAGAAAAUGGGAAAGCAGUAGUGUCACAAUGGAGUUGGCCUGUACUGUGCUGUCAGCAAUCCUGGGAAUGCCAGGUGGUAUUUUGCUGUUCUUGCCUUUAUACCACCCACUUCAUGACCUUGCAGGUGUUCACUCUGAGGUGACAUUCUUCAUGCUCUUCACUAUCUUCUUGCUCAUAUCCUGGACUGGUGACAGGACACCUACCCCAGAUGCCAGGCCCCGCUCAGGAGUGCAUACAGCUGAGAAGGGGCGGUCAAUCUUGCUUCUUCAUUUGGCAGUCCACUAUGCCCUCUACCUGGGCCUUGUUAUUUUUUGUAAUCCAGAGGAAGAGGUUUCCAUUGGUCUCCAUGAAAGAAUUGGACCCUGCAAUCAGACAGUGCCUAUCCACACUGUUUUCGGAACAGUACUAAGCAAACGGCGGUAUCUGUGCGCUUCAGACUAUGAUGAAGAUUACUUUGACUUUCACUGUUUGCCCAAUGGACAGGCUCCAUCAGAAGAUAGCUACUGGUAUACAGCUUGUGGAACCCCAUUCCACAAUCGUGCUGAAUAUGUGGCCAUUAUUGGCACCAUCUGCUUCUUAGCAUUUGUUGUGUUCCGAAACAUGCACUUCCAUUCAGGAUCUAGUAUCCAUCAGAGUGAGACAAAGGCUAAGAGACAUUAGUGGGUUAAAACACCCAGUCACAAAGCUAACUUAAAAGCAAGAGACUUAAAUGUUGCAUUACAUGAAGAACAAAACACUGUGUAUAAUUUCUGUCCUGGUAUGAAUAUAAGUUGCUGCUAUAUCA
Messenger RNA from Cryptotermes secundus, 1696 nucleotides. RefSeq lists its product as uncharacterized. Bases 439 to 1572 code for a protein of 377 amino acids. Lineage: Eukaryota; Metazoa; Arthropoda; Insecta; Blattodea; Kalotermitidae. The transcript is spliced from 7 exons. The record is from RefSeq and is a predicted model, not a curated record.